Papaver somniferum (opium poppy) is the source of this 1074-nucleotide messenger RNA. RefSeq names its product F-box protein CPR1-like. The transcript has a single exon. NCBI's taxonomy places the organism in Eukaryota, Viridiplantae, Streptophyta, Magnoliopsida, Ranunculales, Papaveraceae. Bases 1 to 1074 code for a protein of 357 amino acids. The record is from RefSeq and is a predicted model, not a curated record.
AUGCAUCUUACCCAUUCAGUUGACAAGAACAACUUUACUCUCAUGCUUAAAGGAAAUCACCAAUUUUUUUCCACUGAAUAUAAUGCAUCAUCGUUAGAUGAUUGUGUAGAAUUGGAUUACCCUUUCAAAUCUUCAGAAGAUGAUGCUGCUGCUAACAUCGACAUUUUGUGUUCUUGUAAUGGACUAAUAUUAUGCAAAAAGAAGAACAGAAGUGAGUAUGAGUCUAUUUCCCUGGGUGUUCUUUGCCUUUGGAAUCCUUGCACUACAGAGUACAAGAUAAUACCAUCAGCUCCAGUUGAGUCUCUUGGCUAUUCUUCUUUAGGGAUUGAAACCACUUGUGGGAUUUGUUACGAUGGAAGCAUCGACGAUUACAAGGUAGUUAGAAUCGUGGGUUUUCGCAUCGGUGGUAAUGUUUGUGAAGUGAAGGUAUACACAUUAGGAACGAGUUCAUGGAGAACUCUUGAACCAGCUCCUUAUCAGUUGAACCACAAACAAAAACCCGGUGUGCUUGUUAAUGAAAAACUUCACUGGAUAGUGUGUACUCUUGCAGGAUUCGUCAAGUCUGAAUUUAUUGUAUCUUUUGAUAUUAGUAGUGAGAAAUUCACAGAAAUGUUGGAACUGGGACAUUUCGGAGAUAAUUACUUUGAGAAAAAAUUAGCAGUGUUGGGUGAAAACUUAUGCUUUAUUGGUGAUACACAUAGGACAUGGGACCUGUGGGAGAUGAAGGAUUACGGAGUUAAAGAAUCUUGGACUAAACUGUAUUGCAUUGGCAACCAGAAAGAGUUUCAGUUUUUGAGGCCUAUACAUACUUUGAGGAGCUCUGAGGUCUUAUUAGAGGUUCGGUUUCUGAAGAAGGAUGGACAUGGUUUAGUUUUGUUCAAACCAAAGCUUGGAAGAGCUAAUGUGUUGAAGAUGCAUGUGAAAUGGGAUGUGGUACAGACAUAUGUUGGAAGUUUAGUUUCACUCGAGUCAGGGACGUAUGCAUGGAUCGAUCGGAUUGAUGAAGCAGCAUCGGAAAGGAAGCUUAAGAAAAGAAAACAAGAAUUCUUAUGUAAAUGCAACAAACAGAAAUAG